This is a messenger RNA of Spirodela intermedia, 7056 nucleotides long. The record is from the annotation of a GenBank genome assembly. NCBI's taxonomy places the organism in Eukaryota, Viridiplantae, Streptophyta, Magnoliopsida, Alismatales, Araceae.
AUGGCGUUGGCGAUGGCUUCGACAUCUUCGAGCGUGCACGAGCUUUUUCUUCUCCAGCGUAGCGGCGCCAGGGGCUCCCGGGGCACGGCGCGCUGUCUCCAGCUGCGUGGUAACCGGCGGAGGUUGUCUUAUUUGCCCUGUGUCCGUGCCAGGUGGGUGCCGGAGGACCGGGUGGCGGUCCUGGAGGACGAGGAGUUGAUGAGGAAGCUGGAUUCUUACGGCCGGAAUGGGAAUGGGAACGGGAGCGUCAGGAGUGGAGAGUCGAAGUAUUGGUCCGGGGAGUCCAGUGGUAAUGUGGAGUUGUACGUGAAUGGGAAUGGAAAUGGAAAUGGUAGUGCGGUGGGAAACGGAAGUUUAGUCAAAUAUGUCAAUGGAAAUGAAGCCUCGAAGACUGCAGUGGCGGAAAAAGUCCCUAAGAUGAAGUCGGAGGGUAGGAAGAGAACCAUAGAGGAAAUAGGACAGGAAGAAGCUUGGUUUAAGAAGAAUGGAAAAGAUAAACUCGAGGUUAGUUGAAGUAUCCAGUUUUUAGUAAUAUCCAUAUUACUUUGAAAAUGUCUUAUUUUACAUCCGGACUGUUAAAUUGCUAUGAAGAGAAAGACAAUGGUAUAGUACCAGUAGGACCUGUGAAAUUUUGUAUUUCGGGAAUAUUCGUUGUCUUUUCUUCUUAAGGGCCAAUUGUCUGCAGACUUAGAAUGUUAUUCACUAUAAGAAUGCACUAGGCAGGUGCUUUGCAACUUUAAAUGCAGUUUAUAUUGUGAAUGAUUUUUUCGUAUCUGUAGGUUUCUGUGGCUCCCGGAGGACGUUGGAACAGAUUUAAGACCUAUUCGACUAUACAGAGGACGCUGGAAAUAUGGGGAUUCGUUUUCACUUUUCUGUUCAGGGCGUGGGUUAACAAUCAGAAAUUCUCUUAUCAAGGUCAGUCUACGAUCUUUCAACAAGUUUCUACCGCAAUAUCAUAGAUUUUUCUCGCAACAUGUGAUAGUGUAAAUACGGUACUAUUAUACAUAACUCAUUUGCCCAUUGAUUAUGCAAGGGGCACUGCUUCCUUUCACCACAAAAAAUAUUUAAGUUCGCGUUUUUGCUAAAGCGAUUCCUUAGAAGAUGUUCCCCGGAUGCUUUAUGAGUUUGCAUUAUGCCCAAUUGUUGGCCAGUGAUCCGCUGGUGACUUAAAUUAUGUUGAUAAGAUACUAAAUAGUGGGGAAAGCCACAACAAGGACGAUAAUGAUCAUGCAAGAAUGCACAAAAGGCAUUACCUUAGAGAUCUACUAUCAAUCUGGAAACAAUAAUGAUCAUCCAUGUAUCCCCAUAUUAAUUACACCUUCCGUUGGUAUAACUGUAUUUUCGAUUGUCUGUUUGCAACUGGACUGCAGAUUAUUGUUAUGAUCAAUUUGGGUUGGCAACCAAGAAAUUUCCUUUUGAUAGCAUAUCUGUUAUUAUACAUGCAGGUGGCAUGACGGAAGAGAAGAAAGUACAGAAGAGGAAAGUCCUUGCCAAGUGGCUAAAGGAAAGUAUUUUAAGAUUGGGACCUACAUUUAUCAAGAUAGGACAACAGUUUUCUACAAGGGUUGACAUACUAGCUCAAGAAUAUGUUGACCAGCUAUCUGAGCUUCAGGUGAAUAUCCUUACUGGUAGAUCAUAUUGGUUGAAUCGGUGGAGACAUAGAACAUCCCGUCUCUUUUUUCUCCACAUUUUCAGCUUUAGUGGCUACAUGAUUCAUUUGUCAUGGCCACGACCAUUACUCCAUUGGCGAUACGUGGUCUCAGUGAUCUUUUAAUUCCUCCUUCAAAAUCUUUCCAGCAUUUUCAACGGCCACAUAGUGAUAAAGUAUUCCUCCACUCUUACAGUGCAUUUAUUUUUCCCAGAUUAUCUAAAGAAUUCGUAGUCAUUUGCAUUUUGUUCUAAUUUUUAGAUAGAUCCAGAGGUACUUCUUUAUAUGUGGCAACUGUGAUGAUGUUAAUUCUUGAUAAGGAUAUAGACAAAACACUUUAGCCACUAAGUAAUAUAUAUUUUCCUCCAUAUUAUUUCAGGAUCAAGUUCCUCCGUUCCCCUCAGAAGUAGCUGUUUCUAUACUUGAAGAGGAACUUGGGGGUCCUGCUGGUGAAAUAUUUGAUAGAUUUGACUACGAACCGAUUGCAGCUGCCAGUCUGGGUAACGCAUUUUUAAUUUUCAAUUCUCUUAAUGUUGAUGAUCCGCUUCAUCUUUUUACCUUCCAGCUGGUUAUCCCUUUGAGAGCAUGUUCUUUAAGAUCUAACUUAAAGCACUUUUUUCUUUCCAGGUCAGGUACACCGUGCGAAGCUCAGAGGUCAGGAAAUUGUGGUCAAAGUACAGCGUCCUGGCCUGAAGGAUCUGUUUGAUAUUGAUUUGAAGAACCUUCGGGUUAGUGAUUUUUGUUCUUGAGACUUUUGUUUCUCUGAGUAAAUUUUUAACUAGGCAAUCCCGUUUGCCUGUUUUCCUGUCGUUGACGCUCAAUGGCAUAUUUUUGGUUGCACAUGAAAAGGAGCAUGCUAACUUCACCAAGUAUCAGCGGCCACUGUUUUUGUACUUUUUUCCCUUCUUUGAGGGAUUAGAGUGACAUCGUUCCUUUGCAAGUGGAAGCUUGCUUUUCUAGUGAAAAACGUUCCCGAUGGAUUCUAGUUGCUGUUUUAUUUUACAUACCGGAUUUAUUUUUUUUCUUGUCUGUGUGAUUUGAGAAUUUUGUUAGCACUAUGUUAUUGAUGGAAAGCAUGCCCAGUGCACAAAUAAGUCAAAAGAAAUUUACUGGAUAUUGGUCACUUUGUCAGUCUUUCUUAAUAGUGGAAUCUCUUUCGAACUUGUCUGUGCGUGGUGAUCUACCAUUUUGGACAUUUAUAAUACUUUGGCUUUUACAUAUUGGGAAAAGGGUCAUUAUUUUUUUGUUGUAUAGUUCUUUUAGAUUUUUAUUUAUUUAUAGAUAUUCGUGGUCCCUCCCAGGUUAUAGCCGAAUAUCUUCAGAAAAUCGAUCCAAAGUCUGAUGGUGCAAAGAGAGACUGGGUUGCUAUUUACGAUGAGUGUGCCAGCGUUCUGUAUCAGGUUGAUUAUCUUAGACUGUUCCAUGCUUUAUAUUUCACAGCAGAAGCUGUACUUAGUCAGUAUGAUGUACCUCUAUGAUUCAUGGUUUGCUUGCUGAUUCCAGGAGAUAGACUACACCAAAGAAGCCGCUAAUGCUGAGCUAUUUGCCAAGAACUUCAAAGAUUUGGAUUAUGUGAAAGUACCAAAUAUAUACUGGGAAUACACCACUCCACAGGUUCGUGCUCAUUUCGAUUAAUUUCUACCAAAAAGUUCAUUCUUCUCUGUUUUUUAUGUAAGAAGCUACUUGAAUGCAGGUCCUGACGAUGGAGUAUGUACCUGGAAUAAAAAUAAAUAAAAUAAAAGCGUUGGAUGAGUUGGGUGUUGACCGCCAAAGGUAAGAAAUGCAAGUUAGUCUGUUGUAAUAGAAUUCUAUAGACUCAGCUCUCAAAUUACUUCAUUUUAAUUGACUUAAUUUAUUUCCUGUUCUGUUGGCAAAAUUGGAUGUUUGACCUAGCCAUUUUAUUGUAUUGCAGAUUAAGUAGAUAUGCUGUUGAGUCAUACCUUGAACAGAUUCUAUCUCAUGGGUUUUUUCAUGCUGAUCCGGUGAGUUGCUGGGCAUCCAAUGCCAGCUAACCCUAUAUUAAUGAAACACAUGAUGAUGAUUGCAAUUGAUUGAAAUUGACUAUUGUGUUGCUCGAUAUUUUCAGAGUGAUGCAGUCUUUUUUCAGAUUUUGUAGUGACCAUCAAAAAAAUCCAUUACUUUGGAAUGCUACCCGAUCAUGCUUUUCUAUACUCUUUUUUAUACGGUAUACUCGCCAACAUAUAUAGAACCCAAUGCAUUAUGGAGUAUGGUUGCACUAUCAACCAAUUAAUUUCCAUAAUUUAUUGAAUCUGAUUGUUUGCUUUUGCACGGUUUUUAAAAAUACUGUGUAAGAACUUGUUUUUACUCAUGUUUUGAUACGUUUCUGUGGUAAAUAGAACAUUGAAAUGUGAGCCAUAUCCCACUCUGUUGGGUUUUCAUGGCUUGUGCUGUUGUAAACUUAAUGUGCAUUUAGCUUCUUCGUACAGAUUCUGACGGCCAUAAUCCCAUUAAUCAAAUAUAUUUGCCUGAUUGAACGUUUUGUAACUUUUUAGUACUUAGGAACCUAAAAAUCCAAACAAGGGCUAGAUACCACCACUUCUUUUUUUUUAUCUCAGGUUAACAGAUGGCUUAUCCAUGUCUUUGUAAUGUUCAAAGAAGAGUUUAAUGGCAUUGACUGAAUCUUUCUUUUCUGGACAGCUAGUAGCAUAAAACCAUGAUCUGAUCACCAGAAUGAUUGCCUCAUUUAGUCCCGUCAAACCUAACUCAAAUAGACCUACAUAUGGCAUAUUUUAUCUGAGUCAUUAAACAGGAGGUUAAAAAAAGAAAGAAAAAAGCACAACGGUACUUGCCUCUUCCUUGUAUUGCUCUGCAUUGAAAACGCAAGAAAACGACGAUCGAAUUUUAAGUUCAUACACGGAAAAUAUUUCUUCGAAGUGAAUUAAUAUGAUUGCACCUAGAAAUAAAUGCUAUGGAAUGAUCUUCUUUCUGUUUUAAGAAAAAUAAAGAAAAAAUUAUUUCUGAAGAUUUUCUCUGAUUGCAGCAUCCAGGAAAUAUUGCUGUUGAUGAUGUGAAUGGUGGAAGGCUUAUCUUCUACGAUUUUGGCAUGAUGGGAAGGUCGUGCAUGGCUUCUUUUACUAGCCCCUAGCUACUUAUCCGCUGACUGUCAUCCUUAUUUCUAAUAUCCCUUUCUCCCUGUUUGCAGUAUUAGCCCAAAUAUAAGGGAGGGUCUGCUUGAAGCCUUCUAUGGAGUAUAUGAAAAGGACCCAGACAGAGUAAGCUCUUCUGCCACUCUCUCCACUAGCGUUUGUUUUUAUUAUAUUUAAGCAUCACAUUUACGCUUAUAAUUUAAUAGUUUCGUGUAGAACAGAGAGGGUUGAGGAAAUAAUGUUUUCUCGAUGGAAAAUGUUAUCUAGAUGAAGGUUCGAUCUUAUUGCUUGUUCUUGAGAGUUCAUUUUUCUCAUUUUUCUUCACUGACUUUAGAAAUCCAUAGAUACUUUCAAUCUAUACGAGCCAAGGCCUCGUUGACUUCAUGAAAGAAAAUCGCAUCCACUCCUCUCAUAAUCUAGAAACGUGUGCCUGAAAAAUACUCUGCUUCCUUUAUUUUUUACUCUGCAAACCUUUAUUUUCUUGGCCAAAUUGGCUGUGUGGUCGUACAUAAAACCCUAGAAGCGUUCCACCCUCAUGUUCAGUACUAACUCCGUUUGACCCUUAACACAGGUUCUUCAAGCAAUGAUUCAAAUGGGGGUGCUUGUUCCCACCGGAGACAUGACAGCUGUCAGGAGAACAGCUCAGUUCUUCCUCAACAGGUGGCGAUUGAUCUCUAAUUUUCUGAAAAUAAAUCGAGAUAUGUCAGGUGGGCAGCUUCUUUUAUUGACAUUCGUGGAACCCCCAAUCUUCAGCUUUGAGGAGCGCCUCGCAGCGCAGAGGAAGGAGAGAGAAAUGGCAGCCAUGGAACUCGGAUUCAAGAAGCAAUUGAGCAAGGAGGAAAGAUUCGAGAAAAAGAAGCAACGCCUCGCCGCAAUCGGUAACCUUAUCCAUUACCAGUCAUCUCAUAUCCUCGAAUCACAUCAGAGGACAUCGUUUUCAGCUAAAAAAAGCAGCCUUCUGUGCUCAACUUUCUUCUGCUUCGAUUUUUUUUCAUGUCCAGGAGAGGAUCUGCUUGCAAUUGCCGCUGAUCAACCCUUCCGCUUCCCUGCUACCUUCACAUUUGUUGUCAGAGCAUUUUCUGGUAAUUUUUGUGGCCAAAAAUUACCAAAAAGAGUCCACAUUGACGUUGACCUCUCUCUUCCUUUCCCUCUAUGGCAUUCUCCUCAUCACGACCUUUAUGUGAACAGUUUUGGAUGGGAUUGGGAAGGGUUUAGACCCGCGAUUCGACAUCACAGAGAUUGCAAAACCGUGAGUUCUGCUCCUCUGCUCCUUCCUCCACAGGCCACUUUCUAUCUGAUCGAUCCCAGCCUUUUUUUUUUUCCUCUUUUAGUAUAUAAUUCAUGCUUGAAUUUUUAUUUUUAUGUUUAUUUUUAUGUUUAUUUUUAUUUUUAUUUUUAUUUUUAUUUUCCCAGUUAUGCACUGGAGUUGCUGAAAUUUCGCGAGGCUGGCGUUGAGGUAUUUGUGAAGGUGAGCUUAUAAUGUUCCUUAUUAUUAUUAUUAUUACUAUAAAAGUUAGGAUAGGGUGGCAUUGGAUGGAACGAGUAAAAUGCUUCAAAUGCUCACUCUCGGUUCAUCCUUUUUCAGGAAAUAAAGAAAAGAUGGGAUCGACAGGCUCGUGCUUUCCAUAACCUAUUCAGACAGGCGGACAGAGUCGAGAAGCUGGCUGAUAUCAUCCAGCGACUGGUACGCCAUGAAAUCUCAACCAACGUCCCCAUGUUUCCAUAUACUGUUCCUCCCUGCAGCACACGUCAAAGGGUCAGACCCUGAUCCUCCAUUGCUUCACAGGAGAAGGGCGAUCUCAAGCUGCGAGUACGGGCUCUGGAAUCUGAGAGGUCGUUCCAGAGAGUCGCCGCCGUGCAGAAACUCAUCGGCAACGUAAGUCCAGAAGGCACAUCAUAUUUACCUUAUUUGGGAUGUUCUUCCUCGAGUGAACUAAUCUAUGAAUAGUAAUUAAUUGCAGAAAAACUUAUAAUAUAUAUAUAUAUAUAUUUCAUGCUUCCCCCAUUUAGAUUGUGCUGGGAUCUGUCUAAUUCCCUCUGAGAAAAUGAACAGGCUGUUGUGGCAGGAAGCCUCGUGAACCUCGCGACGAUCCUGCACUUCAACUCUAUUCAGGUAGGCAGAUCCCAUCUGGUGUUCUUGAUAUCUCACUUCACCUCAUCUCACCAAAUUCAUACUCCAUUUAGGCGCCGGCGAUGGCUAUGUUCUUCCUAUGCGCGUUCUUCGGAGUCCAAGUCCUCAUCAGCCUUCUCAAAGUGAAGAGGUUGGACCAGCAAGAGAGGUUGAUAACGGGCACCGCCUAG